Cladocopium goreaui is the source of this 655-nucleotide messenger RNA. The record is from the annotation of a GenBank genome assembly. Lineage: Eukaryota; Dinophyceae; Suessiales; Symbiodiniaceae.
GCCGGGACCCUGCGGCGGUGCGGUGCGAACACCUGAGAUCGAAGGUCCAUAUUGUUUCGGCAUGAUGUCGUGGUUGAUGCUUGCCGUGCUUGCAUUUUUUCGACUAGUGGAGGCGAUGCCAACCUUUCACAUCAACCUGGAUUUGCCUCCAGCAGAACGCUUCCAUGAAGUCACUGCACGCUUUCGCCAGGAUCAGCUUGCCAUUUUGGCGCAAAUGAAGCAAGUCCUGAAAGAGAAAUUUGCAGAGGAUGAAGUGCAGCAAUGGGUAGCAGCGUUGAAGGCACAUGUGCCGGAGGAGGAGGAGUUCAAAGAAGAGAUUGCAGGCAUUGCGAAGGAUUUGGCGAAGGGACACGCCUCAGAAGAGCUCUAUGACCAGAUUCUGCUCUUCAAUGCCGUUUACGAGUUGCAGUUUACAAACGACUGCUCUGGCAUUCUGGCGGCGGAUGUGGCGGGGACCGUGAUCCAUGGCCGCAAUUUGGACUUCCAUUUUCUGUACAAGAUGCCAGAUGGCAAUGAACACAAUUUUCCAGAUUUGGCCUUCAACGCCAUCUUCUGGCGCCAGGGGAAGCAGCUUCUCAUGGCACCCAGCUUCGCUCUCUUCAACGGUGCGCCGGAAGACGAAGGGGGGCUGGCCAUUUGGGACAUCUUGGACUGA